This is a messenger RNA of Sebastes umbrosus (honeycomb rockfish), 1374 nucleotides long. Its product is annotated as polymeric immunoglobulin receptor-like. The transcript has 9 exons. The record is from RefSeq and is a predicted model, not a curated record. Lineage: Eukaryota; Metazoa; Chordata; Actinopteri; Perciformes; Sebastidae. Bases 85 to 1098 code for a protein of 337 amino acids.
GAAAAUGAGGAAGUAGUCCGUCAUUAGUCUGUCAGUGCGUCGGCCCAUGUUGUUUUGUCUGACUGACUCUGCUCACUCACCGACAUGGCUCUUCAUCUCAGAGUUCUUCUCCUCAUCACCGGACUCACAGGAAUUCACAGCAUAACAACAGUCAGUAAAGUGUCAGUGGAGGCCAGAGAUUCAAUCUCCAUCCCAUGUCUCUAUGCCUCACAGUACAUAAACCAUGUGAAAUACUUGUGUAAAGGAUAUUAUUGGUCCUCCUGCUCAUAUGCAGUUAAAACAAACCAACGAAAUUCAGGAAGGUUUUCAAUCUCUGAUGACAAAAGCAGAGGAAUCUUCACUGUGACUAUAAAAGAUGUGACGGAUAAAGACACUGCUGAUUAUUGGUGUGCUGUGGAGAUUGAUGGAGGGUCAGAUGUCGGAGAGAAGUUUCACCUGUCGGUCACCAAAGGUACGCCCAGUCUCUAUGUGGAUCAUCAGGAGAUUACAGGAUUUAAAGGAGAUAAUAUAACCAUCAAUUGUCACUAUCGUUACUCUGGAGAAAUUGCAUGGUGCAGGCUUGGCAGCUCCUGUGUGACGAUGUCAUCUGGAUCAAUAGAUGGAACAAGAGUGACCAGCAAUGCAAGUAUCCCCAAUGUUUUCACUGUGACUAUGAGUGGACUGAGGACAGAGAGCAGCGGCUGGUAUUGGUGCGUUAAGGGAGACUUACAGAUGCCAGUACAUGUGACUGUUAUUGAGCAACCUAUCACUGAUAGAGCACCUACCACAGGUCAGAGUGAGCAGCACAGUGUUUCGGUUGAACUAAAGAGAUUCAUCAUCUCUUUGAGCGUGUUGAUCUUCAUUGUAAUGGUGGCCUUGUUCAUCUGGUUUAUGUUGAAAAGACACAAGCAGACCAAAGCAACAUCAUCUGCCAUGACAGCGGCUGAAGAGGAGGUAACAUACAGUAAUGUUGAGCACAUCAGAAAGACUUCAAGUCAGAAGUCACAUGCUGAGAGUGAUGUGGACGUGACGUAUAGUUCCGUGGUUACCACGAGGCCACAACGUGUACGAAGGGUUGAAGCAAAUGACGAGAAUGUAACAUACAGCACAUUGGCUUAGCACCUCACCCCUGAUUGUUACUCCUUCGCACUACUUUAUCCUCUUCCACAUACUUUUCAAAGAAGAUGUUUGAUUGCCAAGUGUUUCGUAAUACCAUUGACAACAUGAAUCUUGGGUUUAACUGUUUAACUGUAUUAUUUAUUAGGCCUUAAGCUCACAUUAAUACAUAACCUUGACACACAGUGUCGGGGUUUCCAUGUUUCCAAACAUCUUAAAUGUGUAAAGCUCACUCAGUGUACCGUAUCUCAUUAAAAAACAGCCACUUCUUAAAUACAA